AUGAGCGGAAUGGGAGGGAUAAGGAUGAGCUGGGUUCUAGGAGGAAUAUCAGCGGCAAUUAUUGGCUAUCAAAUAUAUAGUCCGAAUAGCUACUGAAAUUCAAAGCAUGCAGGUGAAAAGCUUAAAAGAGGCGUGAGCAACGAAGUAACAAAAGUGAUGCCUCGGACUGCAGCAAAAGUCGAUGAGAUAAAGCAAGAGGUCAAAAGUGAGAUGGAAAAGCAUAUGCCUAAAAGUUCUGACACAAAAUAA
This is a messenger RNA of Blepharisma stoltei, 249 nucleotides long. NCBI's taxonomy places the organism in Eukaryota, Ciliophora, Heterotrichea, Heterotrichida, Blepharismidae. The record is from the annotation of a GenBank genome assembly.